AGUUUUGGGGGUUUUAUGGCAUCGCCGGGUCCCACGUGGAGCGGGGGGGGGAUGGACCCACAGCCGCCUCCCCCGGUUUGGUGUGUCCCUUGUAUGGGGGGGGACAGACGGCUGUUGGGGGGGACAUUGGGGUGCGGGUGCCUCGGGGGGGGCGCUGCUGUUAUCUCCCCACCCGGUGAAACAUUAACCCCGACACUAAACCUGCUGCUUGCAAAACGGCCCCUCAAGGCCGAGUGACACCGUGUCCCCCCAGCAUUGUCACUGUGUCCCCCCCCAUGUUGGCGCCGUGUCCCCCCCAGCGUUGUCUCUGUGGCCCCCCCCCCCCAUAUUGACCACCCUGGGGAGCCCGUCCCCCCCGGGGACACGGGGACAGCUGCAGGUGUCCCCAAGCCCCGCUGCAGGGACACGUGUCCCCGUGCCGUCACCUUCAUGCCACCCGUUGCUUUCCAGCCGUCCCUGCGGACGGACGGACAGACGGACGGACAGAGGCGCCACCAGGGACCUCCCUCCGCCGCAGCAUCGGGCCCAUGGGCCCCCAUGGGCUCCUCCUGGGCGCCCUGGGGCUGGUGUCCCUGGUGUCCCCGGUGUCCCCGGGGGCCGGGGGGGCGCAGGGCCCGCCGGCGGGGGACGCGGCGCAGGAGCACGGGUACUACCUGGGGCAGCUGUUCGGGCAGUACGGCGCCAACGGGACGCUGCCCAGCGAGGGGCUGGCACGGCUGCUGGGCAGCCUGGGGCUGGGCCGCGUGCGCGUGGUGCAGAUCCAGCACGAGGAGCUGGGACACGGCCACGUCACCCACCUGGACCUGCUGGAGGUGCAGGACGACAAGCACCGCCACCGGCACCCCCUCGCCGAACACGCCGGGGCCCCCCCGGCAUCCCCCAGCCCCCGGCCGGCACUGGUGACGAGCUGGACGGAGCCACCACCCGCGGAGCCCCCCGGCGCUGGGGACACCCCCGCGCCCCCCCGGCGGGAGCUGAGCCUGCUGGGCAGGGUGCUGGGCCUGGAGCACUCGGGCAGCGACCACCCGCACCACGACUGCCUGAACGUGACGCAGCUGCUGGUGAACUUCGGGCUGGGCGCCGUGUCGCGGCUCACGCCGGAGCAGUUCACGCUCCUGUGCCCCGCGCUGCUCUACCAGAUCGACAGCCGCGUCUGCAUCCGCCACCGCGACGAGGUGACCACGCCGCCCCCGGCGGGGACACUGUGGACAGCGCUGGGCUGGGGGCUCCUGGCCGUCGCCCUCGUCAGCCUCCCGUCCGCCCUGGCCGUCCUCCUGCUGCCGCUGCUGAGCCGCCGCCGCUUCCACUCGCUGCUGGCCUUCCUGGUGGCGCUGGCCGUGGGGACGCUCUGCGGGGACGCGCUGCUGCACCUCUGGCCACACGCGCAGGGGCGGCACCAGGAGCCCGCGGAGCCGGGGGCCGCGGUGCUGCCGGGGCUGGCGGUGCUGGGGGGCAUCUACCUGCUGUUCCUGCUGGAGCUGCUGCUGGGGACGCUGCGGCGCAGCCGGGAGGCCACGGGACGCUGCACCGGGGAGACGCCCGAUGGGGCCGCGGGGGGCCCGGCACCGUCACAAGGGGGGGCUGAGCUGCAACACCUGACGGAGCUGGAGCUGAAACCCCAUGGGCGCCCCCACGGACACCCCCACGGACACCCCCACGGACACCCCCACGGACACUCCCACAGCCCCGCGUUGCCCCCCAGCCCCACGGCCACCGACAUUGUCUGGAUGGUGGUGCUGGGGGACGGGAUCCACAACCUGAUGGACGGGCUGGCCAUCGGCAUCGCGUUCUCCCGCAGCGCGUCUCUGGGGCUCAGCACCGCGCUGGCCGUGCUGUGCCACGAGCUGCCCCACGAGCUGGGGGACCUGGCGGUGCUGCUGCGGGCGGGCACGGGCCCCCGCACCCUCCUGCGCCUCAACCUGCUCUCGGCGCUGCUCUCGGCGCUGGGGGCCGCGGGGGGGGCGGCCGUGGGGCAGAGCGCGGCGCACGUCACCCCCUGGCUCCUCACCGCCACCGCCGGCACCUUCCUCUACGUGGCCCUGGCCGACAUGCUCCCCGAGGUGCUGCGGGGAGCCCAGGGCCCCGGGGGGGGCUCGUGGGGCCGGUUCCUGCUGCAGAACGGGGGGUUCCUGCUGGGCAGCGGCAUCAUGCUGGGCAUCGCGCUCGCCGAGGGACACGUCCGCGCGUGGCUGCAGCCCUGAGCGCCCGGGGGGGCCCGGCCCGGCCCCCCCAUCACCCACCCCAGAGGGGACCCCCAACCGGAGCCACCGGGACCCCAGAUGUGCCCACGGGAUGGGACGUUCUCCCCCAUGGGGCUCAGCCCUGGGGAUCCCUUGGGGCACCCAGCACUCCCUGGGGGGGACGGGGGGGUUACAGCACUG
Messenger RNA from Columba livia (rock pigeon), 2381 nucleotides. RefSeq names its product solute carrier family 39 member 5 (gene SLC39A5). Gene Ontology annotation, cellular component: plasma membrane. The transcript has 11 exons. Gene Ontology annotation, biological process: zinc ion import across plasma membrane; intracellular monoatomic cation homeostasis. The record is from RefSeq and is a predicted model, not a curated record. Gene Ontology annotation, molecular function: zinc ion transmembrane transporter activity; monoatomic cation:bicarbonate symporter activity. The coding region runs from base 528 to 2201 and encodes 557 amino acids. NCBI's taxonomy places the organism in Eukaryota, Metazoa, Chordata, Aves, Columbiformes, Columbidae.